AAUCAUAAGUACUUCCUGGUUAUAGAUUAUAAAUUAUAAUUUAUAAUACAAUUUGUCAUGCAUAAAGUUUUUAAGUUACAUCGUUGAGGUUUGAGAAUCCGUGUUCGUGAUACUACUAAACUGCUGAGGUGUUUCACUAAUUACUAUUAUAUUAUUUAUUUACGACAAAUGACCGCUGGUCGUACAAAUCGAAUCGUAAACUGCUAAGACUUCAAACCAGACAAACUACGGAUUCUAUUUCAUAAUGAUAUCUGUAAGAUUUAAUAAAUUACUCAGAAAUUGUAGUUUGCUGUGCAAGAAAAGCCAAAUUCAUCAUUCUUCGACAGAGAAGCAAACCAAAAUCAAAGUUAAUAAUAUUGAAAUUAAUUAUUUAAAAGUUGGAAAUGGUCCACAGACCUUGCUGUUAUUACCAGGAGCAUUAGGUUCAAUAUUUACUGAUUUUAAGCCACAAAUUGAAACUCUUAAUCGUGAAAAAUAUACAAUAGUAGCUUGGGAUCCACCAGGUUAUGGUUUUAGUCGACCACCAGACAGAGAUUUUUCACCAGGAUUUUUUUAUCGUGACGCUGACUAUGCCAUUUCACUUAUGAAAUCUUUGCAAAUUGAUAAAUAUUCGCUGCUUGGUUGGAGCGAUGGUGGGAUUACUGCUCUUAUAAUGGCAUCCAAAGCUGUUGACAGAGUGGAAAAACUCAUAGUUUGGGGUAGCAAUGCAUAUGUUACUGAAAAAGAUGUUGAAUUAUACGAGAAAAUAAGAGAUAUACAAAAAUGGUCUCCACGCAUGAGGCAACCAUUUAUUGAUCUGUAUGGCGAACAGUAUUUUUCAGAUACUUGGAAUGCUUGGGUAGAUUCAUUUCAAAUAAUACUAAAAGAAAACGGAGGGGAUAUUUGUAGAGAAGCACUAUCUAAAAUCAAAGCACCUACUCUCAUUUUACAUGGUGCUCAAGAUCCUUUAGUGCCUAUGGAGCAUCCAGUUCAUUUACACAAAAAAAUAAAAUAUGGAUCGCUUGAAAUCUAUCCGGAAGGUAAACACAACAUUCAUCUAAGGUAUGCGGAACUAUUCAAUUCKGCAGUAGACGGUUUCCUGGCCGAAGACUUGUAAGAUAUCAAGACUU
Diuraphis noxia (Russian wheat aphid) is the source of this 1109-nucleotide messenger RNA. RefSeq names its product serine hydrolase BPHL-like. The record is from RefSeq and is a predicted model, not a curated record. Lineage: Eukaryota; Metazoa; Arthropoda; Insecta; Hemiptera; Aphididae. Gene Ontology annotation, molecular function: serine hydrolase activity.